GAGCCGCGGCCCUAGGAUGGGAAACAGUGCCCUCCGCGCUCAUGUGGAAACCGCGCAGAAAACUGGUGUCUUUCAGCUUAAGGACCGUGGGCUGACCGAGUUCCCCUCAGAGUUGCAGAAGCUGACCGGCAAUCUAAGGACCAUCGACCUGUCCAACAACAAGAUCGAGAGCCUACCGCCUAUGAUUAUAGGAAAGUUCACUCUGCUGAAGAGCCUCUCCUUGAACAACAACAAACUGACUGUUCUUCCUGAGGAGUUAUGCAAUCUGAAAAAACUAGAGAUGCUAAGCCUAAACAACAAUCACUUGAGAGAGUUACCAUCUACCUUUGGGCAACUGGCAGCCCUCAAGACCCUGAGCCUCUCUGGGAACCAGCUACGAGCACUGCCACCACAGCUCUGUAGCCUACGGCACUUGGAUGUGGUGGAUCUCUCCAAGAACCAGAUUCGGAGCAUACCUGACUCAGUGGGGGAGCUGCAGGUCAUCGAGCUCAAUCUCAACCAGAACCAGAUAUCUCAGAUCUCAGUAAAGAUAUCUUGUUGUCCUCGCCUUAAAGUUCUUCGCCUGGAAGAGAACUGUCUUGAGCUCAGCAUGCUUCCACAGAGCAUUCUCAGUGAUUCCCAGAUCUGUCUGCUUGCUGUGGAAGGCAACCUUUUUGAAAUAAAGAAACUUCGAGAACUGGAAGGAUAUGAUAAGAGAGAGACACAGUGAGAGAGGAAGCACAAGCAUGGGGAGAGGGAGAAGAAGGCUUCCUGCUGAGCAGGGAGCCCGAUGCGGGGCUCAAUCCCAGGACCCUGAGAUCAUGACCUGAGCCGAAGGCAGACGCUUAACGACUGAGCCACCCAGGAGCCCCUGAAGAGGUGAUUUUUAAAUGGUGCUCAUUUUGUAUCUUCAUCCACAUGACUCCUCCAUGUCUCUUUCAGCACAUGCACUCUAGGUAAUGCCUUCCAGUUUACCCUGCCACUUGCCAUCACCCUGGAUGGAGUUUGUCCCACAAGGUGGAAUACCCUUGAAAGUUACCUGUUUUUAAGGAAUUGUCAAGUAGCUGCCCAUCUAAUAAUAAUGAUGAUGAUAAUGGUUUUAAUCUUGUUUGUCUUCCUUCAAAGGGUCUUAAAUGCUUUAUUUUUUUUUUUAAGAUUUUAUUUAUUUGUCAGAGAAAGAGAGAGAUCGCAGAAGCAAGGGAGCGUGGCAGGCAGAGGGAGAAGCAGGUUCCCUGCUGAGCAAGGAGCCCAAUGCAGGACUCAAUCCCAGGACCAUGAGAUCAUGACCUGAGCCGAAAGCAGAUGCUUAACCGACUGAGCCACCCAGGCAUCCCCAAAGGGUCUUGAAUGCUUUAAAGGCAAUAUUUCCCAAACCUGACUGAACACAAGGCAACCUGGAAGCCUUUGAACACAGAGAUGCAUAAGUUACAUGCUAAAAAUUUUGUUUUAGUAUGUAUGGGGUAGAGCCUGGGAAUCUUUUAUUGUUAUUAUUGUUUUAUUUAAAUUCAAAAGCUCAUAUAGCUUCCCAGCCAGGGAAAAGAAACACAGUCUAAGGGACUGCCAAUCUCUUGUAGAAAGAGUAUUUCAGUUACUCCAGUAGUCUACCUUAGUAUUUCUGUAUAUUGGGACACUGAGAAUUAAUCUGGACAAAGCAAAAGUACACUCCAAGAAUUUUUCUUUUUUUAAAAGGCUACAAAAUUGUAAUAUAUUGACCUGAAUCCCAAUCCUAGACCUGUCAUUCUAUUGCUGUAGAACCUUAAGCAAACUUCCAUUAUUUGGCUCAGUCAGGUUUGGGAAAUACUACCUUUAAAGCAUUUAAGACCCUUCGGGGACACCUGGGUGGCUCGGUUGGUUAAAUAUCUGCCUUCGACUCAGAUUGAAGGAUCCUUAUACAUCCAUAUACAUCCUUAUAUGUAAAACUAAGAUAAAACAACGAUACUGUACUAAUAUUAAUAGUUCACAGGACUGUGAAAUAGAUAAUAGAUAUAAAUGGCUUUGAAAAGCAUUUGUCAAAUAUUUUUAUUAUUUGGCUUUGAUCUCAACCUGAUCCUUACUUAACAGUUCAUGCCUUUAAGUGCACAGAUUACCAAAUGGCAUGUUUACUAUUCUGGCCCAUUAAUACUCCCUAGCUUUGAGAUCUACAGGAGCUGAAUAUAGUUGGAAUAUGGCUACAUAAAAAGACAACUAGGCCCAAGUUGUUUUGGCCUACAUUAAGAAAAGAAAUGGUUCUGAUCUGCGACUGAACUCUUGCUUAAUAAAAUUUACAGCCCUUCUGAGAAGAAAUUAGACUUUAUGAUAAAAUGCUUAAGCAAAUUUGUGACAGAAUUGCUAUUAAGAACGCCAUAUGGAAAGUUAGAUUUACCCUGUCAGUUUUGAGGGGUCUAAUAACCAUUACCACUUUUUUCUAUAUAAAUAUCUCAUUCAAAAAUGGCAAGUUUGAGGGCUUCUGGGUGGCUCAGUCCGUUAAGCAUCUGCCUUUGGCUUAGGUCAUGAUCCCAGCGUCCUGAGAUCGAGCCCCACAUCGGGUUCCCUGCUCAGCAGGUAGUCUGCUUCUCCUUCUGCCCCUCCCGCUGUUCAUGCUCUCUCAAAUAAAUAAAAUCUUAAAAAAAAAAAAAAAUUGAAGAAACAAAAGAAAAUGGCAA
Molecule: messenger RNA, 2621 nt
Organism: Mirounga angustirostris (Northern elephant seal)
Lineage: Eukaryota; Metazoa; Chordata; Mammalia; Carnivora; Phocidae
Gene: LRRC57
Product: leucine rich repeat containing 57
Exons: 5
Coding region: 17-709 (230 amino acids)
Molecular function (GO): protein binding
Source: RefSeq, a predicted model, not a curated record